This is a messenger RNA of Rotaria sp. Silwood2, 204 nucleotides long. Lineage: Eukaryota; Metazoa; Rotifera; Eurotatoria; Philodinida; Philodinidae. The record is from the annotation of a GenBank genome assembly.
AUGUUUCAUAUAUUCCGUUGGCGACGUUUGCAUCAAAAUGAAAAUAUGGCACCUACAGACCUUACAGUAAAUCCAGAAACUAAAGACUCUCAUUCACGACAUCAUCGAUUACGACUCUAUCAUGGAAAACAGCCAUUCGAACGUUUAUUUCAUGUUAGAAGACAUCGAUCACCUUCUGAUUAUGAUAAACGACAGGUAAUUUAA